UUGUAAAAUUGAUGUGACUGGCUUGCAGGGAUGGGGAUGAAAGCCUCCCCUUCAAGGGCAGCAGCAAGAGGCAAAGAGAAAAUGGUGCGUGGCCCCGGCUCCGGCUCCGGGACAUCAGGCCCUUCCGGGGCACAGCCCAGGCCCACGGUGUGCCAACCAGGUGCUUUCUCCACCCCUCAGCCCCGAGGCCUCCACCCACUGUCUCCCUCACCAAGCCCCGCCUGUCCCAGCCAAGGAGUCAGGUUCGAUGGGGAGGUCCCCCCAGCUUUCUUCUCUCAGACAGUGGAGCCGGUGGCAUCGGAGGGCACAGGAGCUGCGUCUUCCAUGAGCGACAGCCCAAGUGAAACGGGCUCAGAGGCAAGAGCCAACCCUCGUUCUUCUCUCUCGUGAAGGCCUCCGUGGAGAGCUCACCCUCAGGAGCUUGAGAAAACCAGGCAUUCAUUUUCUCGGGCUGCCGUAACAAACUCCCAUGGACUGAGUGACUUCAACAGCAGAAAUCUAUUUUCUCCCAGCUCUGGAGGCUGGAAGCCUGAGAUCAAGCAGUCGGCAGGGGUCCAUGGGUACAAGGGAGUCAAGUUCCAGAACUGGGCUAGGACCUAUGGCUGUUGCCCAGAAAUGUACUACCAGCCCACGUCUGUGGAGGAGGUCAGAGAGGUGCUGGCCCUGGCCAGGCAGCAGAACAAGCGGGUGAAGGUGGUGGGCGGCGGCCACUCACCCUCAGACAUCGCCUGCACCGAUGGCUUCAUGAUCCACAUGGGCAAGAUGAACCGUGUUCUCCAGGUGGACACAGAGAAGAAGCAGGUGACUGUGGAGGCUGGCAUCCUCCUGGCUGACCUGCACCCACAGCUGGGCAAGCAUGGCCUGGCCUUGUCCAAUCUGGGAGCUGUGUCAGACGUGACUGCAGGGGGCGUCAUUGGGUCUGGAACGCACAACACGGGCAUCAAACAUGGCAUCCUAGCCACCCAGGUGGUGGCGCUGACCCUCCUGACGGCCGAUGGGACCAUUCUUGAGUGCUCUGAGGCCAGCAACGCGGAGGUGUUCCAGGCCGCGCGGGUACACCUGGGCUGCCUGGGAGUCGUCCUCACCAUCACCCUGCAGUGUGUGCCUCAGUUCCACCUGCAGGAGAUCUCCUUCCCCUCAACCCUGGACGAGGUUCUUGACAACCUGGACAGCCACCUGAAGAAAUCCGAAUACUUCCGCUUCCUCUGGUUCCCGCACAGCGAGAACGUCAGCGUCAUCUACCAGGACCAUACCAACAAGCCCCCCUCCUCUUCAGCCAACUGGUUUUGGGACUAUGCCAUCGGAUUCUAUUUACUGGAGUUCCUGCUCUGGAUCAGCUCCUUCCUGCCAGGCCUCGUGGGCUGGAUCAAUCGCUUCUUCUUCUGGCUCCUGUUCACGGGGAAGAGGGAGAGCAGCAACCUCAGCCAUGAGAUCUUCACCUAUGAGUGCCGCUUCAAGCAGCAUGUCCAGGACUGGGCCAUCCCCAGGGAGAAGACCAAGGAGGCGCUGCUGGAGCUGAAGGCCGUGCUGGAGAGCCACCCCAAGAUGGUGGCCCACUUCCCCGUGGAGGUGCGCUUCACGCGGGGGGAUGACAUCCUGCUGAGCCCCUGCUUCCAGAGGGACAGCUGCUACAUGAACAUCAUCAUGUACAGGCCCUAUGGCAAGGACAUACCACGGCUGGAUUACUGGCUGGCCUACGAGACCAUCAUGAAGAAGGUCGGGGGCAGGCCCCACUGGGCCAAGGCCCACAACUGUACCCGGAAGGACUUUGAGAAAAUGUACCCAGCCUUUUCAAAGUUCUGUGCCAUCCGAGAAAAGCUGGACCCCACCGGGAUGUUCCUGAAUGCGUAUCUGGAGAAGGUGUUCUACUGAGGCGGGAACAGAAUACAUGGAGCCCACCCCAUCCCACCCCUCAGGCCCACCUCCAGGAGGUGAAGGCCCAAUGUCCCACUGGCCCAAUGGGGAGCAGACCUCUUUCCGCGGGCCCUCUGCCGCGGCACCCACAGCCAACAACCCCAUGCAAGGAACGUCCAAAUCUCCAAUUACAUCUCCCUGCAGCAACCCCCUCCCCUGAACCUGCAGUCACCACAGUCUGUCUUCUCAGGAUAUAAAGAACCCCCGAAAUGUUAUAUUUCUUUAAGAGGACAGGGCUCUGGUCAUUCACAACUUCCACCUCCUGGUACGUGUCUGUAACUCCGGCCCCAUUAAUGUGUGUCUGGGCACAGCAGUCCUGGGUACUUUCACCCUCGAGGGUUUUUCAGGUGCUCAGGUGAGUGCCCACCUGCCCUGGGACUGCCCUCUCCCCGAGUGUCCCCGUCCCCCUGACCUCCCAUCACCUGACCUUCAAGCAUGUCUAUUCCAGCAGAUGUUUGGGGAGUGGGCCUCUCCUUGCCUUCUUUUAAAUAAAGACCAAGAACUGAGUCA
Messenger RNA from Suricata suricatta (meerkat), 2424 nucleotides. RefSeq names its product L-gulonolactone oxidase. Gene Ontology annotation, molecular function: FAD binding; D-arabinono-1,4-lactone oxidase activity. Gene Ontology annotation, cellular component: membrane. The transcript is spliced from 12 exons. Lineage: Eukaryota; Metazoa; Chordata; Mammalia; Carnivora; Herpestidae. Bases 616 to 1872 code for a protein of 418 amino acids. The record is from RefSeq and is a predicted model, not a curated record.